This is a messenger RNA of Ctenopharyngodon idella (grass carp), 1078 nucleotides long. Its product is annotated as scavenger receptor cysteine-rich type 1 protein M130-like. The transcript has 3 exons. NCBI's taxonomy places the organism in Eukaryota, Metazoa, Chordata, Actinopteri, Cypriniformes, Xenocyprididae. Bases 1 to 870 code for a protein of 289 amino acids. Gene Ontology annotation, cellular component: membrane. The record is from RefSeq and is a predicted model, not a curated record.
AUGGUUGAUGCUGCAGUGGUGUGUAGAGAGCUGGACUGUGGAGAACCUGUAGAUGCUCUGGGUGAUGCUUAUUUUGGACCAGGAUCAGGACUAGUCUGGAUGAGUUUUGCCACAUGUACUGGAUCAGAGUCAACACUGAAGAACUGUGGAUCAUCAGGAUGGGGUAAAAACAAUUGUAAUCAUACUGAAGAUGCUGGAGUCAUCUGCUCAGGAGUCAGACUGGUUGGAGGUUCUCGCUGUUCUGGGAGGUUAGAGAUACUUGAUAAUCAGACGUGGGUUUCAGUGUGUGCUGCUGCCUUUGACCAGCAGGAUGCAGAGGUUGUGUGUAGAGAGCUGGACUGUGGGGCUCCUGUACAGGUGCUGGGAGAAGAUGAUUUUGGCAAAGGAUACGCUCAGAUGUGGACACAAGAGAUUCAGUGCAGAGGAAAUGAGUCUCAGAUUCACCUCUGUCCAACAUCACCAUCACACCAAAACAACUGUUCUCAUGGAAACAAUGUUGAAUUUGUGUGUGCAGAUGGUGUGAAUGUGAGACUAGUAAACGGUCACAGUCGUUGUGCUGGUACAGUGGAGGUUCUUCAUAGAGGUCAGUGGGGAACAGUGUGUGGUGAUGACUGGGAUAUGGCUGAUGCUGCAGUGGUGUGUAGAGAGCUGGACUGUGGAGAACCUGUAGAUGCUCUGAGUGAUGCUCAUUUUGGACCAGGAUUAGGGCCAAUCUGGAUGAGUUUUGUCACUUGUACUGGAUCAGAAUCUACACUGAAGAACUGUGGAUCAUCAGGAUGGGGUAAAAGCAACUGUGAUCACACUGAAGAUGCUGGAGUCAUCUGCUCAGGUACUGUAAACUGCUUCAAACCUCAUUUAAUUUAUAACUGAUUAUCUCCCUGCCUUAAAGCAACCUAAAUAAUAUAUUUUUUAUUGUUUUGUGCAACAAUGGUAAUAUAUCAAUUGUAUACAUACCUGUACACACAAGUAUUCUUUUUAAAUAAAUUAUUUGUCAUUGAUUUUUUUUAUUUUAUUAUUAUUAUUUCUGUUGUAUUGUUUCUUUAGAAGUCAGGCUGGUUGGAGGUUCUCGCUGCUCUGG